Messenger RNA from Lachancea meyersii CBS 8951, 795 nucleotides. The record is from the annotation of a GenBank genome assembly. Lineage: Eukaryota; Fungi; Ascomycota; Saccharomycetes; Saccharomycetales; Saccharomycetaceae.
AUGUCGUUUUACGCAACUUCGAGAGAACUGCCUCCUUUAGGCGUUUUAUGUCUAAAGUACACCGAGGAUAUUCACAGACCACCUUGAGACCCACUCAAUGCUUCAUCGUUUCACUUUCCUAUUAUUCACCAAGAAGUUGAGAGUGCAUCGUUGUGGAAUGUAGUAAUUUCUAAAGAGUACUCCGAAGAGCUUCUGCAGAACUUCGUGGACGCGUGUGUUAGGUUGGUUGACAGAGGUGCGAUUGGAGUUAUAACUUCUUGUGGAUUUCUUGCUCAAGUUCAGCAACGGAUUGCGGCAAAAAUACCUAUUCCAAUUGCCACCAGUAGCCUUUUGCAGAUUCCACUGCAGCUUACGAUGCGACCCUUGAAGGAGCACGUUAAAGUUAUAGCAUUUGACAGCAGUUCGCUAGGAGAUGUACACUUCCAAGGCGUAGGGAUUACAAUGGACAUGAGGAAGAGAAUAUCUGUCAUUGGUUGCCCAGAGAAUGGGGUUUUGAGAGGAAUGAUACAAAAUGGAGAUCCGUAUAUUCACGAGCAAAUAGAGGCCGAACUAAUUGAAUAUGCUCAAGAAUUGAUGGUAAAGAACCCUCAAAUAGCAGCUUUUGUUCUAGAGUGCACCCAAAUGCCGCCAUUUGCAAAUGCAAUUUUUCAGGAAACAGGGCUUCCAGUUUACGACGUUAUAACCAUCAUUGAUUGGUUUUACUCGGGCUUAGAGCCUAGACCCACGCUACCUGAUGGAAUCCGGGAAACUGGGUUACUCAGGAAGAAGAGAGGUGACCAAGAACUUAAUCAUUAG